AGUAUAUUACGCGGUACUUUAACGUCAAGAUGUAAAUCCAAAAAUCUUGGUCACGUCCUAUUUCGUCUAACGUCUAUAGGUGCUGAAUAAUACAUCUAAUUAGUAAAAGAAAUAAAUAUUAUGAGGUUUAUCAUGUGAUCUGUCAUACGUCAAUAUUUUUUUAUUCAUGAAUUGACUGUGUGGAUCCGCUUUAUUCAACAAUUGUGAAUACACAAUGAUAUGUUAAUUUGAAAUUUGUAUCGAUGAUAAAUAGAUAAAUUUCGCGAGCGAGAGAUGUACCAACGUUUCAUAUAUAAAUAAAACUAUUGAUUCAAUUUUAUUGUAUUCAGUACAAAAUUUCUUAAAUUCGUAUUGAUACAUUUCUGUGAAAUAUUUGAUUGUAUAAAAAACUGGACUGUUUACUUAGAUAAUCUACGUGAGGGUGACAAAUGAACUGAAAAUUGUCGUUAUCUGGGAUUCCCGAAAAUCGGAGCUUUUAGUGAAACUACAGGUCAGCGUCAACAUCAGUUAUAUGGAUCAUUCUAACUGGUCGUGAAUUUCUAUCAAGAACAUCGACCGAAACUAGUUAUACGGUGAGGUUCUAAUCGACCCUAUUAAUUAAAUUACACAUAUGUCAUUAUAAGACAAUCACAAAAAAGAAGAACUUGUAAAUUCUAGAAGUAACAUGGAGAAUAUUACUAUUUUUGAUGACUUUCAUUACGCUGUCAAUAAAUAUGGAGAUCCAAGAAUAAAAGACUGGUAUCUUAUGUCCAACCCAAUUCCCACAGUAGCUCUCACCAUGGCAUUUUUAAUAACUGUUACUGUUCUUCUUCCAGGAUUCAUGAAAAAUCGAAAACCAUACCAAUUUAAAAAAUUAUUGAUUGUGUAUAAUGGUCUACAAGUUUUAUUCAGUAUUUGGCUAUUUUACGGGUUUGCAGUUGGUGGAUGGAUGUUUCCAUAUUACAAUGGCAAAUGUUUUUAUCCUGGACGUGGUAAAAACAUGUUGUUCACAUCGCAUAUGUACUUUCUCUCCAAAUUCUCGGAAUUCAUAGAUACAGUACUCUUUGCUUUAAGAAAAAAAGACAGCCAAAUUACACGACUCCAUUUAUAUCAUCAUGGAAUAAUGCCUAUAGGAUCCUGGAUAUGUGUUAAGUACGCUCCGGACAGUCCAGUGACAUUUUUGGGAUUUGUAAAUUCGUUUGUGCAUAUUGUAAUGUAUUCAUAUUAUAUGUUGAGUGCCAUGGGGCCAAAUAUACAAAAGUAUCUUUGGUGGAAGAAAUAUAUCACCGUUAUGCAGUUGACGCAGUUCGUCAUAUGCUUGAUACAUGUGAUACUCACAUCAAUCCAUGGAUGUAAUAUGCCCUUCGCAUUAAGUUAUUUCAGCAUUGUUCAAAGUAUAACAUUCUUCAUUAUGUUUGGAGACUUUUAUUUGCAUGCCUAUAAAAAGAAAGUACCCACUACCAGUAAAGAACUAAGUGACGAAGUAGCGAAUGCAGAGAACAAAGGUUUAACCAAUGGAUUGGCUAAAGAGAAUAAGAAAUUUGAUUAAUCUAUUGUAAUGAUUUUUAAGUCUAAAUGUGAUUAUUUCUAGUUA
This is a messenger RNA of Diorhabda carinulata, 1573 nucleotides long. Its product is annotated as elongation of very long chain fatty acids protein AAEL008004-like. Gene Ontology annotation, molecular function: fatty acid elongase activity. Gene Ontology annotation, cellular component: endoplasmic reticulum membrane. The coding region runs from base 665 to 1528 and encodes 287 amino acids. The transcript has 8 exons. Gene Ontology annotation, biological process: sphingolipid biosynthetic process; fatty acid elongation, saturated fatty acid; fatty acid elongation, polyunsaturated fatty acid. The record is from RefSeq and is a predicted model, not a curated record. NCBI's taxonomy places the organism in Eukaryota, Metazoa, Arthropoda, Insecta, Coleoptera, Chrysomelidae.